AUGUUCAAAACUUUGCUCUUCCUUGUGCUAUUAAUUAGUAAUUCAUAUUGUGACGAUGAAGUAGACGUUGAUCUUCUUUCUGAGUUGGAAAAAUAUAGUCAAAUAGAAUCUGAUCCAAUAGGUAAAGGCUUUAUUGUUUCACCACAUCAUAGCGAUGUUACGUAUGAUAAUUUAACGGAUUCUUUGGAAUGUCUCCGACAAGAGGACUUUGACACUGGAUUCGUCGUUUUAUAUUCUAGUGGCGAUUUUCUCGAUUAUAAUGUUCCAUGGAUUGAGAACUUGGAAGAGGAAGGCAUGAAGGUGCAAAUUGUUAUAGCACCAAGCAAUGAUGAAACUCCUGACUCAGUUUUCAACAAAUUCCUUAAUGGUUUGACCCGUAAUAAUCUCACUAUUGACUACUUAUGGAUUGACACUGCCAACAUAGUAGGAAAGUUCCCAGAUUCUAUAAAUCUUCUGAAUGGUCUUGAGGUUUUGGCAGCGAAGAAUAGUAUUGUCGUUGGAAUCAAAACUACAAUAGGUGCUUGGGUAUACGACCUCAACAACCCUAAUUUUGCAUCUUCUAAAAACCAACUCCUUUGGUUGGAUACCUAUAACCCAUCUUUCUCGACUUUCCAACCUUUUGCUGGAUGGGAGUCUGUAUCUGUUUUAACUAGUAACACUAGAACAAGAUGUGUUCUCAACAGCUCUAAUGGAAAACCAUUGAACACUAUUAGCACUCUCUAUCGCCGCGACGAUAUUGAUAAUCAGCUCACACACAACACUGAUGCUCCACCACCUGUACCAUCGGAUGAUCCAGCAAAUGACGGUAGAGGAUUUGUAAUUUCUAUCGAUUCUACUGAUAGUUAUUGGAAAGACUUUGACACUAUUAUCCCAUGCAUCUUGCAAAACUAUGACACCGUAUUCUUAUAUCUUUACAAUGGCGAUAACUACAUUGAUCAAGCCGAAGAUCUCAUUCUCAGAAUUAUCGAAGUUGGAUUGAACGUACAGUUUGUAGUCAAGCCUAAUAGCUCCGGUAAUAACUCCCAUCCUAUGCACGUCGUUGACACCAUAUCAUACCGUUUGAAUAAACUGAAAAUCUACCCAAGUAUGAUAUGGCUUGAUACUUCACUGUUUUCUAUGACUGGUUCGGAUGAUAACAUUCGUUCCCUUAGAAUUUACAACAAUCUCUUCGCUCAACAAGGAAUGCAAGUGCAUAUCACCACAAGACUUCAACAAUGGAAUGAUUACUUCGAUAAUAUCAAGACAUGGUCUUCCAGCGGAAUGUUAUUGUGGGAUGACAAGGAAUUAAUGAAUGAAGCAUCUUACAUUCCUUUCGGUGGAUGGAAAUCAGUAUCUCUUUACACUUAUGUACCAACACACAAUUGCUCCACCAAUGUUGGCUUCUACAGCCUUUACGCAUCAACUUACAAGAAGGAUAGAUUUGAUUUCUCUUUAGAUCCUCACACGCUUAAACCUGUAACUUUCCCUGUUACCAGCACUGUUGCAACCCCUGCACCUAACGGUAGAGGUAUCGUCAUUAAAACCACUGGAGAUGAUUAUGAAGAUCUUCAUGCCGAUGUGAAAUGCUAUGUAGAGAAUAAGUACCAAACUCUCUUCCUCUAUGUGUUGAAAGACAAUGUGAUUAGUACACAACUUCUGGAUAUGCUGAAUAUUAUUCCAUCGUUCCCUUUGAAUGUUCAAUUUGUUAUCCAGCCAGUGUUUGUAAAUCCAACCGCCGAGCCUACUCUUGUUAUCACCAAGCUUGUCGAAGCAAUUAAUUCAUUCGGUUAUAACCCACAAUACUUCUGGAUAGAUGUAUCGGCUGCUGGUGGAAACCCAAAAAGCGAUGAUAAUGUUGCUCUGUUACAAACUUAUCUAUCUGUGCUACAAACCUUCAGAAUUGACUUCGGAAUUGUUAGCGAUCCUGAUCUCUGGACGAAAUCCAUGGGAGGCUAUAGAGGUUUGGGAAGUAAAUUGCUAUGGGACGAUUCUAAUUUGAGCGAUUUCGGUAAUUUCACACCUUUUGGAGACUGGAAAGACGUUGCCGUUUAUUCGCACCCUUACACUGGACUCUCUUGUCCAGAUGUUAAAACUACCUUUUCAUACGGAGAUGCAUUCUAUCGUGGUUCGGAGUUGAACUUCAAUCUUCCUCCUGUCUCUACUGUAGCUCCACCACCAACCAACGGAGGAUCAUCAUCUUCAGUGGCAGCCACUACACCCGCAUCAGCUACAACACCAGAGGUUCACACCUCAACGAAAAAGACUGCUUCUUCAGUAUUCUCAUUCUUAUGCCUGAGUCUUCCACUUCUUCGUUUACUAUAA
Molecule: messenger RNA, 2301 nt
Organism: Auanema sp. JU1783
Lineage: Eukaryota; Metazoa; Nematoda; Chromadorea; Rhabditida; Rhabditidae
Source: the annotation of a GenBank genome assembly